Hyaloscypha bicolor E is the source of this 1161-nucleotide messenger RNA. RefSeq lists its product as uncharacterized. The record is from RefSeq and is a predicted model, not a curated record. Lineage: Eukaryota; Fungi; Ascomycota; Leotiomycetes; Helotiales; Hyaloscyphaceae. Gene Ontology annotation, biological process: regulation of transcription by RNA polymerase II. The coding region runs from base 310 to 1161 and encodes 283 amino acids. Gene Ontology annotation, molecular function: DNA-binding transcription activator activity, RNA polymerase II-specific. The transcript has 3 exons.
GGUGAGUAAGCUGAGAUGAGUUGGUCCAUAACCUCGUUCCUCGCACCUCGCACUUCGUUCCAUCGAUUAUGCUCCGAGCAGCUUGUGCUAUGCGGCAGCCCAACAUGCCAUAUAAGAAGGCAUCGCAUCGGAAAGUUAGAACAGGAUGCAUCCAAUGCAAAAGACGCCGUGUAAAGGUACGGGUUAGCCGCGACGUCAUUCCGCUGCUCUUACACUUCUCAGCUACUGCCGAAGCCAACUGCUUCACCUGCCCCGUCUGGCCACCCCGAGUUUUCUUUCUUGGACUUCAAGCUCCUACAUCACUGGACCAUGUCAACAGCUGAAUCGCUAGCAGACAAUGAGGGUCUGCAGGUGGCAAUGCGGGAUGUUUUACCUCGGCUUGCCAUCGAUCACAGCUGUCUAUUGCAUGCCAUAAUAGCGAUUACAGCGCUUCACCUUACGAGACUUCGGCCACAAGAAAGCGAUUCCUAUAUGCUCUUGGCAACUCACCAUCAAAGUCUUGCUCUUCCCCUCAUUCGCUCGGAACUCGAGUCAAUCAAUGAAGAAAACUGCCACGCCGUCUAUGCAUGCGGUCAUCUUGUGACCAAGUACGCAUUUGCGAGUCCGCGGUCUUCAGAAGCCCAAGUCUUUUCACCGGGAAUGGGAGAAGUAUCCGAAUUCCUCCCCCUCGUCAGAGGUGCCUUUCAAGUAGCCGACCAUUGCCUAGACUGGCUUUUAGCUGGCCCUUUGGGGGCUUCGAUGGAGAAGCCGCUGGACGAAACACCCGACUUAAAUUUAAAUGCUGACGAUGGAUUGUUUGCUCGACUACUGCCAGUUUUGCAAGCAGGUAGAGAUGAAGACGGGGAGGCGUGCUGUGAGGCUCUCAAUGUCCUCCGGAAACUUCUCGCCAUGGCAGCGACACCAGACCAAACAAUUGCUGUAAAGACUCUUGUCUUGUCCUGGCCUGCGCAGAUCUCUCAAAGGUAUAUUGAGUUGAUGAGCGAGAGGAAACCAGAAGCCUUAGUAGUAUUGGCUCAUUAUUGUAUUAUGCUCAAGAUGAUCGACUCGUUCUGGUUCAUGAAGGGGUGUGCUGCCAGACUUUUGGACCAGUGUCGACGAGACUUAAGCAAGAAAUGGCAUCCUCACAUCGAAUGGCCCUUAUCAGUGGUUGGACUGGGUUAA